CCUUGUGUUGAGCACGUCGACCAGAGAACGAGCGGGAAGCACUUCAAUAUCAACAUCGUCUUCGAGUAUGGGUGUAUCGGUGACUGCUUGCGACUCGCCUCUGGCACUACGUGACGUUAACAAGGAGAGCGGCAGUCCGCCCCAGUGGCGCCCCGACACCGACAGCGACUCGUGUCUGUGCUGCGGGAACGAGUUCUCCAUUUGGACGCGCCGUCGUCACCACUGCCGCGCUUGCGGAGAACUCGUCUGCGGUGAGUGCUCGCCCUUCUCCGUCCGGCUACCAGAACUCGGCUACAAAGGCCGUGUACGCGUGUGCACGCACUGUCACGCGCUGGCCGAGUCCACGCUGGCUACGUCCGACUCGACGGACUCGCUAUCUGGGCUUGAGUCUGCUGCUGCGUCCAGCGAGUCGUCGGACAAUGAGCAGCUGGGUGACGUUGAGGAGGAGCUUAUCUUCCGUGCGGUGGAUGUGCUGGCCCAAACCUCACGUGACAAACGCUCCAAGGUCCAGUACCAGUACUUCGUACAGUCCGAGGCUGUGAGCUGGCUUAUGGACGCUGGCAUCAUGUCCAACCGCACCGGCUGUGCUGCGCUCUUCAUGCGCCUCGUGGACUAUGGCUACGUGACGCUAAAACCCUGGAAGGGAUCGGGUCGCAGCGCGUUCUACAUCCUGAGCGAAGAGAUCGCCAUCGAGAACCGCACUUCGCACUAUGACACGGCCAUCCACUCGGAGACGAGCAAGUGCCACAACUGCACGCAGUCGUUCCAAAAGGCGCUCGCUCCUGCCGACGGAUUCUGCUCCAUCGACUGCAAGACCAAUGCGCUCAUCAACCAGUCGGACUCGGCUCGCAUCCGCCGGUUUUGCAACUAAGGCUACAGCCUCCUGUCUCGUGACAGGCAUUUCCUUUAUCUAUCGGCGCCCCUACUGGCGACGUCUGUCCUGUAUUAUAGACUGUUCGAUGUGUAUUUACAAAGAAUUCAUGUAGCUAAGGUGUCGGUGCUCACUUGCACAAUUGCACCACAUCGAUAAGAUAUUUUUUUCAUCAGCACAUUUCAUGACUUAAA
Molecule: messenger RNA, 1065 nt
Organism: Phytophthora infestans T30-4
Lineage: Eukaryota; Oomycota; Peronosporomycetes; Peronosporales; Peronosporaceae
Exons: 1
Coding region: 68-871 (267 amino acids)
Molecular function (GO): metal ion binding
Source: RefSeq, a predicted model, not a curated record